Molecule: messenger RNA, 939 nt
Organism: Fibroporia radiculosa
Lineage: Eukaryota; Fungi; Basidiomycota; Agaricomycetes; Polyporales; Fibroporiaceae
Exons: 15
Coding region: 1-939 (312 amino acids)
Source: RefSeq, a predicted model, not a curated record
AUGAGCGUCAUGAACGUCGCCGAUACUUUUGGUGCAGAGCUGAUUGGAACGUUUAUUGCAGCGAUUCUCUUCGGCAUCACGAUCCUUCAGACAUUCAUUUACGUUCAAAACCAUCCUGGUGAUGCGAAAUGGAGCAAGAUAAUAGCAUGUGUCCUAUGUUCUCUCGACGCCAUUCAACUCGCAUUUCAGUUUCACGUCAUAUACUGGAAUUUGUUUCUUAAUUCAAGCAUGCAGAGCCCCACAGUAGUUGUAUGGAGUUACAAGGCGCAAUUAGUUAUCGGGUCGCUAUGCAUCAUGUUCGUGCAGACGCUGUACGCGCAUCGCAUCUGGAAAUUGGAUGGCUUAUUGCAUAGUGAUUCGCGAUUCCGCCAUGUACUGCCUCUAUUCGUCACAGGCUUCGUCCUUGCAGGUUAUGGAGGUGGCUCAGCGUCUCUUUAUGGUGGUACGGACGUCAUCAUCGCCAUCUCAAUGUGCUUUCUCCUUGCUCGUUCGCGCACGGGAUUCCAGACUCAAUCCGACUUAACUAUUGGGUUGCUAAUGGUGUUCAUAUUAAACACGGGUGUUCUCACGAGUGUGCUAGCUCUUCUGACCAUGAUUACCGAAGCCGUGUGGCCCCGUGGACUUGUCUUUGCCGCAGUCCAGUAUCAAAUGACGGAAUUGCAUAUCAAUUCAUUUUUAGCCCUGCUUAACGCACGGCGAUUCCUCCGCCGUCGUCGGAAGGCACAUAUUCAGUUCCAUCAAGGAAAUGGCCUAUCGUCGGUCGGUGCCUCACUGCCAUGUUUCAUUUCAUAUAGUCCCAAAUCGUUGCCGACCGACGGGUCAAUCGUCGUGGCUACUGUGCACGAUAGCGAUCUAGGCUCACCUAUUGAAGUGCAUAUCGCGCGGAGUCUAUCCGCUCAUCAAACUCACCCUGAGGAUUCCAUCGGCCUUGCACAAUGA